Molecule: messenger RNA, 1593 nt
Organism: Podospora anserina S mat+
Lineage: Eukaryota; Fungi; Ascomycota; Sordariomycetes; Sordariales; Podosporaceae
Exons: 4
Coding region: 1-1593 (530 amino acids)
Biological process (GO): protein folding
Cellular component (GO): chaperonin-containing T-complex; cytosol
Molecular function (GO): ATP binding; ATP-dependent protein folding chaperone; ATP hydrolysis activity
Source: RefSeq, a predicted model, not a curated record
AUGGCUUCCUUCAGUCCCACCCAAAUCUUCGAGGAGGGCACCACACAGGAGAAGGGUGAGAAUGCCCGUCUCAGCGCCUUCGUUGGCGCCAUCGCCGUCGGUGAUCUGGUGAAGAGCACACUUGGCCCCAAGGGCAUGGACAAGAUUCUGCAGUCUGCCUCGACCGCCGAGAUCAUGGUGACAAACGACGGUGCCACCAUCCUCAAGUCCAUCUCCCUCGACAACGCCGCCGCCAAGGUCCUCGUAAACAUCUCCAAGGUUCAAGAUGACGAAGUCGGUGACGGUACCACCUCGGUCACCGUCCUCGCCGCCGAGCUGCUUCGCGAAGCCGAGAAGCUCGUCGACAAGAAGAUCCACCCCCAGACCAUCAUCGAAGGGUACCGGAUAGCCAGCCAGGCCGCCCUCAAGGCCCUCGAGGCCUCUGCGGUCGACCACAGCAACAACCCCCAAGCGUUCAGAGAAGACCUCCUCGCUAUCGCGCGGACGACGCUGAGCUCCAAGGUGCUCGCCCAAGACAGGGAUCACUUCUCCAAGCUCGCGGUCGAUGCCAUCAUGAGACUCAAGGGUUCUUCCGACCUCAGCCACAUUCAAAUCAUCAAGAAGGCCGGCGGCAAGCUCUGCGAGUCAUACCUGGACGAGGGUUUCAUCCUGGACAAGAAGAUUGGCGUCAACCAGCCCAAGCGCCUCGAAAACGCAAAGAUCCUCGUCGCCAACACGUCGAUGGACACGGACAAGGUCAAGAUCUUCGGCGCGCGCCUCAAGGUCAGCUCGACCGCCAAGCUGGCCGAUUUGGAAAAGGCCGAGAAGGAAAAGAUGAAGGCCAAGGUGGAGAAGAUCAAGGCGCACGGGAUCAACUGCUUCAUCAACAGGCAGCUCAUCUACAACUGGCCCGAGCAGCUUUUUACGGAUGCCGGCAUCAUGUCGAUCGAGCACGCCGACUUUGACGGCAUUGAGCGGUUAGCUCUCGUGACGGGCGGCGAGAUCACCUCGACGUUUGACCACCCGGAAUCCGUCAAGCUCGGCCACUGCGACUUGAUUGAGGAGGUGAUUAUUGGUGAGGAUACCCUGAUCAAGUUCUCGGGCGUGGCUGCUGGACAGGCGUGCACGAUUGUGCUCCGCGGUGCGACAGAUCAGCUGCUCGACGAGGCCGAGCGCAGUUUGCACGACGCGCUCGCUGUUCUUUCCCAGACUGUCAAGGAGCCCCGGACGACGCUUGGUGGCGGUUGUGCCGAGAUGGUGAUGGCCAAGGCUGUGGAGGGGGCUGCUACCCGGGUCGAGGGCAAGAAGCAGAUGGCUGUUUCUUCCUUUGCUGUCGCUCUCAGACAGCUGCCUACUAUUCUGGCGGACAAUGCCGGUCUUGAUUCCGGGGAGCUGGUUGCUCGCUUGCGCAAGGCUAUAUAUGAUGGCUUGACCACGUAUGGUCUUGACCUGAUGACGCCUGGUGGCGGCAUCACGGACAUGCGGGAGCUUGGUGUUAUUGAGAGCUACAAGCUGAAAAAGGCGGUGGUUUCUUCGGCUAGUGAGGCGGCCGAGCUCCUGCUCCGUGUGGAUGACAUAAUAAGGGCGGCCCCCAGAAGGCGUGAGAGACAUUGA